Molecule: messenger RNA, 486 nt
Organism: Emiliania huxleyi CCMP1516
Lineage: Eukaryota; Haptophyta; Isochrysidales; Noelaerhabdaceae
Exons: 3
Coding region: 1-486 (161 amino acids)
Source: RefSeq, a predicted model, not a curated record
AUGUCCUCGCUGCUGCUCGCAAGCAGCGCGCUGCUGGCGUCGUCGGCCGCACUGGUCGUACCCGCCGCUGCGCCCGCGAUUCACCACAGCAGCGCCCUGCUUUCAAAACACACGGCCCGGUCUUCCGGCGCGUUUGCUCCAGUCAUGCGUCUCAAGGACGGCAAGGACGCUGGGGAGGGAGAGGGCGGCGGAGUCACGAUGCAGAAGAUCAAGGACGCAGGUGUGGCGGGCAUCAUCUCGUACGUGUUCUGGGAGUGGGCGUUCUGGGGCGUGUCGGUGCCGGUCUGCGUGCUGGGCUACCGCGAGGUGACGGGCCACUGGCCGGAUCUUACCAACUCGGAGGACCAGGCAAAGCUCGGCGCCGAGGCCUUUGCGUUUGUCAACGUCGCUCGCUUCGCGAUCCCACUGCGCAUCGGCCUCGCCCUCGGCACCACGCCGUGGGUGCAGGCGAACAUCGUCGACAAGUUUCAAAAGGAGGACGAGUAG